This is a messenger RNA of Limanda limanda (common dab), 4058 nucleotides long. RefSeq names its product nuclear factor, interleukin 3 regulated, member 5 (gene nfil3-5). The record is from RefSeq and is a predicted model, not a curated record. NCBI's taxonomy places the organism in Eukaryota, Metazoa, Chordata, Actinopteri, Pleuronectiformes, Pleuronectidae. Gene Ontology annotation, molecular function: DNA binding; DNA-binding transcription factor activity. Bases 627 to 2468 code for a protein of 613 amino acids. The transcript is spliced from 2 exons. Gene Ontology annotation, biological process: circadian rhythm; regulation of DNA-templated transcription. Gene Ontology annotation, cellular component: nucleus.
CCCCCCCCCUCCGUUUUGCUUUUUCGGGAGGUUUCCUGUAAGAAGAGGAGGAAGAAGACAGAAGGGGACGAGCAGACGAGGAAGCAGGAGCCAGACAGCUUUGUGUCGGGGACUCUUUUCUUUCUUCUCCUCCGAGGUAGUGGUCAGCAAACCUCAGCACUAAAGCCACUUCCUCGCGGAGCCCCAAAGUACACCGACUGACCUAUAUCCUGCGUAAGACGCCUAGAGAAGGAGGGCAGCAGCCUGACCGGCAUCACAGUACGGCUGAAGAUCACCUCUAGUGAGGCCACAGAAGCUGCUUUGCACAAAUCACUAAGCCAACUGGAAGACUCUCCGCUCAAAACCCCAACUUGUUACUUUUUUUGAAGUUCUUCGUACUCAACACUAGUUCAAUGUCUGAGGUUUUUGUGGAGUUCCAACUCUUUUUAAUCUUCCUGGCUUAUUUGGACACUUGAACAUUUUGAUCAAAAAAAAAUCAAUGAGGCUCUCUCUUCAAGGAGCACAAAUACCUCAUCCGGAAUUUUUUGCUGACCCUGCUACAUAGAUCACACUUCUUAUUAACACAGCAGAAGGCUCAUACCGUUCCCUUUGCUAGAGUCAAUCUCUGGCCCCCAGUUGGGAACAAAAUGGAAAGUCUCCAUCUUCACCUUCCAUCCUCCAGCAACAAGAAUGCCAUGGAUGUAGACACUUUUUCUAACUACAGCGGAAGCCUCCCAUCCCCUGAUCCCGAAAGUGGAGGGCGCGGCAGUCGCCAAUCUAAAGGUAGCAAGUCUUCUUUGACGUCUCGUCGCAAGCGGGAGUUCAUUUCUGACGAAAAGAAAGAUGCUUCCUAUUGGGAAAAACGCAGGAAGAACAAUGAAGCAGCCAAGCGCUCAAGGGAAAAGCGUCGCCUUAAUGACAUGGUGCUAGAGAACCGGGUCAUGGCGCUGAAUGAGGAGAAUGUUCGUCUCAAGACAGAACUCCUUCAGCUCAAGUUACGCUUUGGCCUCAUUAGCACAGCCGUCUACAUGGAGAAAAGUCAGCAGAUUGCCAACAGCGCUGCAAAUGCCAACAGUGGUAGCAACGGGAGCAGCACCCCAAACAGUAACACCUACCUCUCAAGCAGUGGAUACUCCAGUGCGUCCCAGGUGAUGCUAAAUUCAGACUCUUCUGAACCUGAGCAGUCGAGCCGUGGUGAGCGCCACACAAUGCUCCACAAAUACUCUCCCCGUGGCUCCAUCUCUGACCUGUCAGACAGUUCCUCCAGGGACAGCCCAGAACCCAUGGGCUACAACAUAAAGGAGGAGCCCUCAAGUUUAGAGAUGGCCAGGCUGGAAAGCAACGAGAUUCCAGAUGUGCUAGCUAAUGGGUUACCAAAUGGAGUGCCAACUGGGGCUUACCAUGGCAACCACGCUGCUCUGGUUUCUCCUCACCAGCAGAGCACCCCAGUGUCUGAAGGUGCCAUGGACUACCAACACCACCAACCGCAGCAACAACAGUGUCAAAUGGAUGCCUCCAGCCCAGCUCCCCAGGCCACCUCUGCACAGAGGAGCGUUAUCUUGUACCGCUCCAGCAGUGGCUGUUACCCCAUGGAAAGCCAGAGGUCAGAUGGCCAGCAGGUCCAGCAGAGCAGACCGCCACAGCUUUUCCAGCAACCCUCAACCUCCAAGUUCUCUGACUGCUCAUUGACCAUCACCGAGGUCGCUGAGAAGCUAGAGAGGACAAAGACCAUGGACUCGCCUCAGUAUGAAUACACCAAUGGUCAUGCUGAGUCGGUAGAGGAGCUUCAGGAGAAGUACAAUCCCAGUGCCCAACAGCAGCAUUAUAGCUACCAGGGUCAGGAGAGUGGUCGUCAGCAGGCAGAAAGACACCAGAACCCUUUUGCCCCUGAGCUGACCCACAACACUGAGGAAGGCAAGUCCUCCUUUGUGCAGCACAACGGCUACCUCAACACACUGGAUGAAGAGCCCCCAGUGCUCACCUACGAGGGGGGCCCCCGAGCUGAUGGUUUCUACCAGGAGACCUCCACUAAGGACACCUCUUCCAGUGAUGGGGACCCUCGUAGUUCUGACAAGGAGGCUUCCACAGAUGAUGAGUCACCCGCCUUAGACAUCAGCCGCUACCACCAGAAGGCAGCUGGAGCUGCCACUUUUCAUGGAGAGUGUCCAGCCGAGGUCAAAGCCACUGCUCUGCCACACAAGCUCCGUCUCAAGUACAGAGCACUGUCCAGUGGGGCAGCAGGAGCUCAGAUGGAGGGACCAGUCAACACCUCCAUGUCCCCCUCUCCCACCUUGCCCCAGCACCCGUACUUAGCUCUACCCAGCAACCCUCACAGCAGCCACGCCAAUGGGGAGAGCAAAGAGGUAGAGAAUGACACUGAGUAUGCAGAAGUGGUUAAGACUGUAAAUGAGAGGACGGACGCUAAGAAGGAGGAACUAAAAAAGGGAUCCAGCAGUGGGAGGGGUGGGCGUAAUAAGAGGCGAGAAUAAGGACAAUUGGGACCAGCUCGAGCAUCUGCUCUUGGUUGUCUAUAUCAGACAGACAACUACAACUCGGACUCACAUCGCCACCUUACAAGACAGAAAUGAAGACAGUGAUUUGUGUGAGGUGUAGUUAGGAUGUGAUUUCACCAUCAAGUUCACUGUGUCACCUGUUCUUUUUCUCUGUACUCUCUCCUACCUCCCACAUAUCUCUCAAUUUACAAUAACAAAUCUCUCAUCGAGGGAGGGGAAAGAAUGAAACUCUCCAGAGAUGGAGUCUGGGAUAUUGCUCUCGUGGAAAAUUCAACGAUAUUCAAUUAUUCAUUAUUGUAAGCUGCCUGGGUGGCUGGUCCGCAUUUACCGUGGCAUUCUGGGAACAUUCCUUUGACCAAAGAUACACAUCCUUCCUUUUUUGGCUAAGAGUGACAUUCUUCCUCCCUCCGAACCCAUCCGAACCAUUUGAUCCCAAACCCACUCAUCAUCUGCACACAAGUUCUCUUACAUUCUGAAGCACUUAGAUUGUAUAUUACUGUGACAUAUAAAUUUGCAUAUAUGGAAUAUAUUUUAAGAAUAAAAAAAGUGGCAAAAAAUAAACAAAAAAAAGUUGUGGGAUAAUGGAAGUUGUAGACUUUAAAGUGAUCAGUUUGUUCUUGUGGAGACACCGUGUACAGUCCCUCUUUGUCUAGAAAAUGACUCAAAGAAUACUUUGAGUAUGAGCCACAACUUAUAAAAAAAAAAAAGGAAAAAAAAGUUUGUUUCUGACUCAGCUCCGGUUCCUCGUUCAGGUGAUCCAAGCUCUUCGACACUCAAAGCUGUCAGAGCAGUCAAGGCCAGUUACUCUUGUAUAAAUCAAGGCUAUGCAGUCACACAUUGCUGUCGGCAAAACCAGACAAGCACAAGGCGAGCCUCGUCUGCAGGCCGUUCAACAGAAAUCAAUAAAUCUUCAUUUUCCAGACGAACGUCGUCUGUCUAAUAAAUGAAAUGGCUCUCCGGUCGUAACCAGCAAAGCUGCUCUCGCUUCAUAAGGUGCCUCUUUAUUGUGUUGUCCCUCGUCCCCUCAAUGUCCAAACGACCCCACUCACCUCUGCACUGAGUUGUUUUAGCUACAGUAGCUGCAGUAGAUCACACACGUCUGUACAACUGUUUCACUUCCUGGUGCCUGCCUUUGGUCACUAUGUAUAAAUGUAAAUUUGUCUCUAUCUCUUGUAUGCUGCUGUCAUUAUUUUAUUAUUAUUUUAUUAAUAUUGUUAUUUUCUAUUAUAUUCUGUUAUUAUUUUGGCUUUUAUUAUGUGUAUUUUUAUGUCAUCCUGUUGUGUCAUUUUGCUCAAUGCUCUUCCUGGUUGUGCCGUGUAUUAAACCCUCGCUGCCCUUUGCCCCAGUUACCAUUUGUACUACGUGUUACUGUAUAACCCUUGCUGUUUGCCGAAAGGCUUUCCGAAAAUGGAAGACAAAAAAAUUCAAUGAGGCUCGUCCAGAAGUGAUUAUGUAUUGCUAUACUUCACGUGGAUAUGCAAAAUGGUCAGAAAAAAAACACUCAUUUUGGAAUGUGAAAGAUUCAAAAUGGGGGCGAAAAAAUAAAAAGGUUGUUGAAUUUACAAA